This is a messenger RNA of Eriocheir sinensis (Chinese mitten crab), 6250 nucleotides long. RefSeq names its product inositol-trisphosphate 3-kinase A-like. The coding region runs from base 3010 to 4746 and encodes 578 amino acids. Gene Ontology annotation, cellular component: nucleus; cytoplasm. The transcript has 9 exons. Lineage: Eukaryota; Metazoa; Arthropoda; Malacostraca; Decapoda; Varunidae. Gene Ontology annotation, biological process: inositol phosphate biosynthetic process. The record is from RefSeq and is a predicted model, not a curated record. Gene Ontology annotation, molecular function: inositol-1,4,5-trisphosphate 3-kinase activity; inositol tetrakisphosphate kinase activity.
UCAGUCGUGUUGAGCGGGUGUUUGUGUACGUGCGUGUGCGUUUCCUGUCUGACGUACACACGCCUAUCUAAAAAUAAUAAUAAUAAAGAUAAUAAUGAAUAAUGAAUGAGAAAAGCCAACAGUAAUAAUAAUAAGAAAAGCGUCCAAUAAGAAAGAAAGAAAAAGAAAAUACAUAAAUAAGACAAAGUAAAAUAUAAGAAAAUAUAAGAAAAUACAAGAAAAAGAAGAAGAAAAAGUGUUGAAACUAUAAGUGUGUGUGCGAUUUUUUGUGUAUGUGAACUCCAUAAGUGUUUGUGUGUAUACCCCUUCACUUACAUACAUACAUACAUACAUACAUACAUACAUAUUGACAAAAAAACACGGACACACACCUACACAUUUUACCCCAUUCCUCCUCCUCCUCCUCCUCCUCCUCCCCUCUUCUUUUUAGGGGCAGGAACUAAUAUAUCCACUUAAGUUCCCCUCAUUUCUUCCCUUCACUCCUCUCCAUCAUCAUCAUCAUCAUCAUCAUCAUCACUUUCCCCCCAUUCCCUUCCUUCCCUUCUUCGUUACUCUUUCAUCCUCCUCCUCUUCCUCCUCCUCCUCCUUCUUCCGAACGACAUGCACAGACAGACAACGUUAAAGAAGAAGGAUGAUGUUAAUACAGCCACGCACGGGAAUAAUGGCGGAGGGUGAAUAAAGAAGGGAGAUAGAUAAGUGAAGGAGAAAGAAGGAAGAAAGAAAGAAAGAAAGAAUAAAAGAAAGAAAGGAUAUAUAAAAGAGAGAAGAUAGGAAGGAAAGGAAAGGAAGAAAGCAGUAAGAGAGAGAAAGAAAAAGAAAAGAGAGAAGAGAGAAAAGGAAGAAAGCAAUUAAGGAAAAAAGAAAGAAAGAAUAAAAGAAAGUAAGAAAGAAUAUAUCGAAGAGAGAUAAGAUAGGAAGGAAAGGACGAAAGCAGUAAGAGAGAGAAAGAAAAAGAAAAGAUAGAAGAGAGAAAAGGAAGAAAGCAAUAAAGGAAAAAAGAAAGAAAGAAAGAAGAGCAAAGAAAUACAAGAAAGAAAUACAGUUGAAAAAAAAUACACCGGAAAAGAUAAAUUAGUUACGAUCACAAAGAAAUAAAGAAGAAAACAAAAGAAAGAGAAAAGUCGGAAAUGGAAGAACAAAAGAUAUAAACAAAGUACAUUUAAAAAUAGAAAAGUUAAAGGAGUGUCGAGGAGGAGAGAAUAAAAAAGGGUUAUCGAAAGCAGGAAAAAGAUAGAGGAGGGAAAAGAUCGACAUAGCAACCAAACGAAAGUGCGGAAGAAGCGAAACGAAAGGAAGGCGAUAAGAAAGAAGACUAUUGACGAGCGUAAAAAGAUAAUAAAGAAAACAAAACUGAAAAAAUAAAAAAAAAGAGAGAGGAAAGUCGAGUAAUAGAAAAAGAUAAAAAAGAACAAAAGGAAAACAAAAAAAAAUAGAAAAAAAAUAUUGAAGACGGCGAGAAAUUCAGAACCGAACCGAACAAAGAAAAUAAACUGAAAAAAUAUAUCGAAGAAAAAAGAAAAGACUAAAAAAAAAUAAAAAGAGAGAGGAAAGUCGAGUAAUAGAAAAAGAUAAAAAAAAAACAAUAAAAAUAGAAAGAGAAUAUUGAAGACAACGAGAAAUUCAGACUCGAACCGAACAAAGAAAAUACUGAAGAAAAAAAUAUAUAUCGAAGAAAAAAGAAAAAGAACGCAAAAAACUCAAAGUGAGAAACGAAACUGAAGAAAUUAGAUAAAAAAAAAAAAAAUAAACAAUAGCCAGUGUAAAAAAAAAAAAUUAAAUAACGUAAACAAUCAAAAAGAAGAAAAGUGAGAGAAGACAAAAAAAAAACGAAAAUACCAAAUAAAAAAACGAAGAGCAGAACAAAAAAAGAAAAGAAACCGAAGCAAGAGAAAAGAAGAAGAAGAAGAAGAAGAAGACAACGAACGAAAGGCAAUUAAAGAAGACAAUUAUCGCCGCCCAUCUUCAUUUCUUCUCCAAACAGACAAGCUGAUUGAAUUCGUCCUUAAACGGCACCGCUCCGGCCCUUCGCCCCUUCCCUUCCCUUCUUAACCUCUCCUCACCUUGCCUCUUCCUCCUUCUACCUUUCUCUGACCUCCCUCUAAUUCCCUUCCCUCUUCUUUCUCAGCCCUUCUUUCUCCAAUUUCAUCCCUUCCCUUCCCUUCCCUUCUUUCAUCCCUUUCCUUUCCCUUUAAUUCCCUUCCCUCUUCUUUCUCAUCCCCUCCCUUCUUUCUCUAAUUUCAUCCCUUCCCUUUCCUUCUUUCAUCCCUUUCCUUUCCCUCUAAUUCCCUUCCCUCUAAUUCCCUUCCCUCCUCUUUCUCAUCCCCUCCUUUCUUUCUCUAAUUUCAUCCCUUCCCUUCCCUUUCCUUCUUUCAUCCCCUUCCUUUCCCUUUAAUUCCCUUUCCUCUUCUUUCUCAUCCCCUCCUUUCUUUCUCUAAUUUCAUCCCUUCCCUUCCCUUCUGUCAUCCCUUUCCUUUCCCUUUAAUUCCCUUCCCUCUUCUUUCUCAUCCCCUCCCUUCUUUCUCUAAUAUCAUCCCUUCCCUUCCCUUCUUUCACUCCUUUCUGUUCUCAUUCCUUCCCCUCCCAUCUCUUCUCCCACUUUUAUUUUUUUUUAUUUUUUUUAUUUCCUCUUUUCUAACUCCUUUUUCUUUAUUCAUACUUUCCUUACCUUGAUCUCUUCUUAUUUUCAUCUUUUCAUUUUCUUUCUUUAUCUUUCAUUUGUCUACCUUACCCUCGCUUCUUCCCUACCUUCCCUUUUAUUUUCGUUAUCUAACCUUACCUUGCCUUACCUUACCUUACCUUACCUUACCUUACCUUGCCUUGCCUUGCCUUACCUUACCUUACCUUACCUUACCUUACCUUACCUUUUCUCCUCCUACGUCCUCAUUCUCCUUCUUCCUUCUCCCUAUCUACCAAACUCUUCCACUUCAUCCUUCCUUCGACUCCACCACAACUUCAUCCUAAACCACACCUCAUCCACCACCACCACACCACACACCACCACCACCCCCAAUGCCAUCCUCACACCUGAAACUCAAACACAACAAGCCCGCCAAGAUGCAAACCGCGGGCAAGAAACACCCCCAAAACACCCCCCCCAACACAACCACCACCCCAACCACCACCACCACGACCAUCGCCAGCAGCAGCAGCAGCAGCACCCCGACUCAGACCCCGACCACCAGCCCUAAGCCCUUCGCCAUCCGGGUCUGCAGUGCUGGGGGCUCGGUGCUACCCCUGCAUGAGGCGCUGGGGAACAUUAAGACCCUGGUGGCUGGGACGAUCAAUCUCUCCCCCGGGUACGAGUCCUAUACCCGGCGCCUCCUUCUGCCCCUCCCGACGGAGUAUGACACGGCCCACCACGAUGACCUCUCCGCCGAUGAAGCCUACGAACUCCCGACGCCUAGGGAUGCCAAGCCGUCCAACUGGCGCAAGGUCCGCAACAUUGUGCAGUGGACCCCGUUCAUCCAGACGUACAAGAAACACAAGUACCCCUGGGUGCAACUUGCCGGCCACCAAGGUAACUUCCGCGCGGGCCACAAGCAGGGCACCAUCCUGAAGAAGCUGUGCCCCGCCGAGGAGAAGGCGCUGGAGGCCAUCAUGAAGGACAUCCUGCGGCCCUACGUCCCCAGAUACUCCGGCGUGGUGGAGGGCGCUGACGGGGAGAAGUACCUGCAGCUUGAGGACCUCCUGAGCAACUACUCUCUGCCCUGCGUCAUGGACAUCAAGAUGGGCGUCAGAACUUACCUGGAGGACGAGCUGGCCAAGGCACGGGAGAAGCCCAAGCUGAGGAAGGACAUGUACGAGAAGAUGAUCCAGAUUGACUCGAAGGCGCCGACGGAGGCCGAGCACCGGGCGAAGGCAGUGACGAAGCCCAGGUACAUGGUGUGGCGGGAGACCAUUUCGUCCACGGCCACGCAGGGCUUCAGGAUCGAGGGCGUGCGGCGCGGGGACGGCACCUCCAGCAAGGACUUCAAGACCACGCGGACCAGAGAGCAAGUCCUCGCCUGCCUCUCCAGCUUCCUGCAAGGCUACCCCCACGUCGCGAGUCGGUACGUUCAGCAGCUCAAGUCGAUCAAGAUGACGUUGGAGGCUUCACCAUUCUUCAAGGCACAUGAGCUCAUCGGGUCUUCUCUCCUCUUCGUCCACAAUGACUCCUCGGCGCUCGUCCGCAUGAUCGACUUCGCCAAGACCGUCCCGCUGCCCCGCGACGUCAACAUCACACAUCGAAGUCCCUGGUCGGAGGGCACACACGAGGACGGCUACUUGCUCGGCCUCGACAACCUCAUCGACCUCUUCUCCUCCCUCCAAAAGACCCUUCCUCCUCCUGUCCCACUCCCUCUCACCACCCCCAAUGGCACUGUCUCCUCCAAUAAGUCUCCUCUCACCCCCACCUCCCCCUCCAUUUCCUCCGACUCGACUUCCUCCUCGCCCACCUCAUCCUCGUCCUCCAGUAGCAAGUUCUCCUCGUCCUCGUCCUCGUUCUCCUCUUCCUCCUCCUCCACCAUCUCCACUUCGGCGAGUUUUCCCUCCGCGCCCUCCACCUCCUCCACCAAUCCUGCAGGUCCUGGUGAUACUGGUGGUGGUGGUGGUGGUGAUGGUGGUGGAGGAGUAACACCAGAAGGAGGACAAGAGCACCAUUAUCACCACUCGCCUCUCUCCGCUACCACCACCACAACCACCACCACCACCACAACUUCCUCCACUUCACACACCCACCAGCACCCAACCCCCACCCCUUCCACCUAGAUCUGGGCAAAAGUACAAGAGAAUAAAAGUGAAAAAAAAAGUUAAAUGUACAAAAUCUGAACUUUUUUUUUUCCAUUUCGGCGUAGAACGUAUAUACGUAGAUACGUCACACUAUAUACAUACUAUACAUAACUUUAUAUAUAUUUAGUGAACGCAGCAUGGUGGUGAUGAGUGUGUGUGUGUGUGUGUGUGUGUGUGUACAGGUAAGUUAGUUAUACAGAACCCUUUUUUUCAUACAAGCGAGGACCGUCCUAUACAGAGACAGGUGUUAAUGGGCCCAAUUAGUCUUAAGAUGAGGCAGGUGAGAGGAGGAGGAGAACAGGUAAACACGUGUAAGGAGUUCAGGUGAGAAAAAGUGAGGAAAAUUGAGGUGUGUUUGUGUGUGUGUGUGUGUGUGUGUGUGUGUGUGUGUGUGUGUGUGUGUGUGUGUGUGUGUGUGUGUGUUGUAGGUGAGGGGGUGGAGGGGGAAGGAGGAAGGGGAGUGUGGCAUUACCUUUAUUGUGUGUGUGUGUGUGUAGGGAAGAAUGGAAGUGAGGAGGGACGGGACAAAAAAUAUAACAAACUCCCCUUAAGAAAGAAAAAAGAAAAUUGAAUUAUGUUGCUAACUUUUUUUUUCUCGAUAGACGAUAUGAGUGAUGGUUUGAUGUGGUGCUGAUGUUGUUGAUGAUGAUGAAGAUUAAGAAAUGUUCCAGACAACAACAACAAUAUCAACGAGCUGUGGUGGUAAUGGUGGUGGUGGUGGUGAUGAUGAUGAUGUGGUGGUGAGAGGGUGAUGAUGGUGGUGUAUCGAACGGAAAAGGAGAUAAAAUGUGAUGAUGAUGGUGGUGGUGAUGAGAUGAAAUGAUGACUGCAAUGUGAUGAUGGACGCAAACUGUGAUGAAAUGAAACGUAUGAUGACACUUGAUGGGAUGAAACGUGUGAUGAGAUGUAGCAUGUGAUGAAACUUGAUAUGAAAUGUGUGAUGAGAUGAAACGUAUGAUGAGUGUGAUUAAACGUGAGGAAAUGUGUUAUGAAAUAAAACGUGUGAUGUGAUGAAACGUAUGAGGUGAUGUAAUGUGAUGUUAAUUUCGAUAAACCUCCCCCCGCCCUCGCCCCUUGCGAGAGAGAGAGAGAGAGAGAGAGAGAGAGAGAGAGAGAGAGAGAGAGAGAGAGAGAGACUUUCAAUACCUCGUUUCAGGCCUCCGCGAAAUAGGCCUGAGCUACGGAGUCAUUUUUUGAAACAUUAGUCAGCUUUCCUCUUAGUUUUAUAUCACCAUUGUCUUUAUUAUUAUUAUUAUUAUCAUUAUUAUUAUUAUUAUUAUUAUUAUUAUUGGUGUUCAUCUAAAAAAAAGAAUGAGUGAAAAGAAAAAAAAGAGCGAUACCGUUAGAAAAAAAAAAAAGAAAAGCAGGAAAGUAAUGAGCAGAAAUGUAACUUUUUUGGUAUUUAUUACUAUUAUUAUCGUUAUUAUUACUGUAGAGAAAAACAAUGUAUCUUUACUAUGACUAUUAAACACUAAUUUAUUUU